UUAAUGUUGAAAUAGAUUAGCUACAGCUUAUUUUUGUUUUGGUCCUAAUAAACAUUUUAUUUUUCAGGUUAUGCCGUUGGCCAUGGUACUUAUUGGACCGUCAAAAUUGUCGACAUCUAAUUUAAUUAUAAUGGCAUUGGCUAGUGCGUUUCCAGUGAUGGCUAAACCGUAAUUCGUGAUGAUGCCGAAGAUCUCGUCUUCUGCCAGCAUCCCAUGGGUGUGAUCACGUGCACGGCCCCCAUGAACCCUACCGGCGAUGUCACCUACACACAUAAGAAAUUCAAGCGGGCUGCCUCAGAGGCCAAUGACAACAAUGCUGAUCAGCAGAAGCAGCAGUCAAAACCUCCCCAGCAGUCACUGCCAAAGGAUGUACAGCUUCAUGAGCGGCAUAUUGGGAAGCAGGAGAAAACAGAAAUUGCUGAAACCAGGUCCGCCGCCGUAACUUUGAGUGGCCAGUCCACUCUAAAUGGUCACCUUCCUGCUCAACCAGAUAACUGUCAAGUAACUAGUAUUGUAGGUGGUCAUCUUGCUCUAACCGAUGGAGAUGAGGUGAAAAGAAAAACCAGUGGCAGUGUUGGUGGAAAGUACAAAUGCGAUUAUUGUGGGGUGUUUUGUGCCAAACCGUCAGUGCUGGACAAACAUAUCCGGACACAUACAAAUGAAAGACCCUACAGUUGUGAUCAUUGCCGAAUAGCUUUCAAGACUAAAAGUAACUAUCUCAAGCACACAAAAUCUCGUGCUCACGUUCUCAAGUGUGAUAAUAGUGUACAAGAUGGGGGAGAAGUACCUAUGGAAGUUACUGAUAGUGUUGAUACCAACAGGAGUGAUGUUCCUGCAUGUUCUGGUGAGGAUACUGCUGGCAGGUCAGAGUUCCAGCAACUGCCAGCUGAUUUAUCAGUGGCAAAGCCCUCAUCAAAAGAUUCUAUGGCAACUAGUUCUGUUGUUCCACCAGCUUCUAAGUUGCAUCAAGAUGACUCGAUAAAAGACAGAGGGAAGUCUUUGUACAAACCAAAAUUCCGUGCUCAAUAUUCUCUUCAGGAUGAUGAUGUCACCAAGGGACAAACUCCUCCUCUUCCUCUCCCACCACUGCCUGCAGGACAUCAGCCAAUACCAUCUCAUGAUGCCUCACAGACAAACUGCAACACAAGUAACCCUGUAACAUAUCAUCAACCUCAUGCCACUCACAAUGUGAACAGCCACCCAAGUCCAAGCCGGCACCCUGUAAGCCCAGCUCAGUUUCCUAAGCAGUGCCUCCCUCCACUUGAUAUUCGUGCUGCUGCUGCUACAAAUAAAAAAGAGGAUUCAGCUUUAAGUGGUCAGAGAAGCUCUGGAGUAACACCUUCGAGUGCCAACACCCUUUGGAAAGGGAUGAAAUCCCCUAGUCCAGAAUUAUUAGAACAACAUAUCACAAAACUGAUUGUUGAGAACCAGGCAAUUGUAGAAACUCACAAUCCUCUGUGGUCUCGACGUUAUCGACGCCAUUCCAGUUUUGGCUCCUCCUCCAGUGAAAGUGAGGGUUCAGGAAGUGGUAAGAGCCGAAGAUGCAGUCUCAUUGAUACUUCCAGCAAAAAUUCUAAGUUAAAUUCAGUUGGUACUCCUAUAAGUUAUGGAUCUCCCCAGUCUCAUUCGCGUGAACGAAGCCACUCAUCAACUACCGAAGCACUAAUGAUUGAAUCUCGGUCUUCUUACAGCCCCAGUCUUCCACCUAACCCACACCUGCCUCUUGCUCAGCCUCCGGUCACCCUCAUAAGUGCUUCCAAACCUUCCAUAUCAUCGCAUGGACUUACUACCUCUUACUCUCAGUCUGACCCUGCCUUUGCUACCUCUCACAUAGUCUUACAUGACCUUGAUCCAACGGAGGGACCACGCAAGAGGAGUAUCACAGAUGGCCCAGGUGUUGUGCGAGACCCAGGGAAAAGUAGACUUCAUUUGAAAAAUCCAGAAGGAUCAGUAAUAAAAAAUCUUCUUUUGACUGGAAUUGCUAGCACUAUUGAUCAAAACUUUGAACGACUAGAGCAAAGUAGAAUAUCUAAUCAGAAUGCAGCCAUUCCUGCCGAAGUUGGCAUGUAUACUUGUACGUGGUGCAGAACAAGAUGCAGUAGUCCAGAAAGCUUAGAAUAUCAUGUGAGACAUUGCUGUGGACAUAGACAAGGGGGUAGUGGAAGUGAGAGAGGAACCCCUGACUCCAUAAAGAGUGGUGAUGGAGGGAGGUGGUCAGGAGAACAGGAUGUAGCACUUGACCUCCAGAAGAAAGAUCGGCUGGACAUGUACGACCAUGAAAGAUCUUCGUCAAGGGGGUCUUCUAUUUCGGUCGGGGAAUCAUCUCAGAGACGAGGGUCAGAUGAAGAUAUAAAGUAUCGGUUAGAUUUAUCACCACGUGUAUAUGUGAGUGAAGCCAUUCGCGAUGGUGCAUCACCACCUACAAAGAGACGGAAAAUGUCGGACCCAGAGACAUCAAAUCAUGAUAAGAAUGUAUUUUUAUCUCCAAUAUUUUCCCCAAAAGGUCAAGUUGUUGGAAAAGUGGAUUCCUCAAUGAAAAUGUUAGAUGAAAUGGGUAAACCAAAGGCUAGCAGCCGUCAUUUUUUUGGGGGAGAAGUCCAAAUAUGUGAUGGUAAGAAUUUGAAAACAAUGAGGAUUGAUCCUGGACAGCAACCCAGUCCUACCCUUGAUAUUUGCAUUCCACCUCAUCAGCUGGGAGGUAGUAUUGUCAGAUCAGACGUUUCUGUACCAACUUCAGUUGUAGUUACAAUUGCCAAGUCAGGUCUUAACUCGGGAGGUACCAUGGUUCAGGUUGACAGCCAAAUCAGCACCUCGUCUACCAAAACAGCUCCGAGUAUUGUCAAUUCACUGCUGCCCCAGGAGCAGUCAGGUGUUGCAGAUCCUGUCCAUCAAAGUAAGAUAAAAUCUUCACCGCACCCUGCUAACAUGUAUCCUUCUGAUCCUGCCCAAUACCCCUUUUCUCCAUUUCUCCAAUAUGCACCACUUCUUCAACUUCCAAAUUUAACCAUUCCUGGUAUUCCUACGCCCGACCUCAGAGAUAUGUCAUAUCCUAUGAAUCCCCCAAAUGCUGCAAACCAACCAUACCUUCAUGGACAAGCCCCUCAUACACAAAAACAGAGUUCCCUCCAAUCGCCAGUAGCUCAUUCCAGAAUUUCUCCUUUAACUCUGCCACAGGGCACACCUCAUCCAGGAAGUACUCCAAUGCCUCAUGGAAGUGUGCCUGGCCCAACAUCUGUACGCAGUAGCCUUGCAGCAGGCACUCAUGGGGGUGCACUAAAUGUUUCAGUAAGAGACAAGGAGAAGGAACAUCCCAGAAAAUCUUCUUAUCCUACUCUCAUUCCUGUGGGGAAUGAGAAAGUACCGUAUGUUCCUGGCAUUCCAGGGCCAUACUCUCAAGCAGGGGGUGUUGUGCAAUCACAUAACAUGCAGAAGAGCCCAUUGGCAGUGUUUACGCCACCUGUGCCGGCUCCUUCUUUAUCUCCAGCAACAUCCAAGGCUCACUUUGCAUCCGUCCCGUCACCAGUUCCCUUAUUGGUGAGCGAAGUGAAGGAAAAACAUCUUCCAGCCCCAAGAAUAAAAGAGAUAUCAAGAGAUGCUUCAAGAACUCAUAUAAAAGAAUCAAGUCAUUAUGUAGAUUCCCCGGUACAUUCUCCAAAGGUUAUGCCACAUGUUCCUCAAAAGGAUAUACUACAUGGUCAGACUGAGAGACCAAUAUUAUCUAUAAUUCCAAUCAAGUCAUCAGAAGUUAAGCCUGCAAAUCCAGAAAUAAGAAUUCACCCAGUAAUAUCAUCGCCAGUUACUCACCAAGAAAAAAAGGAUCCAGAAAAGAAACAAUCUUAUUCUGAAAUUCAUGAGUCUGACAACUGUGUGAAAGAAGGUCCCAGCAGUUCCAAAGACUUCCUACCUCCCCGGAAGCGUCCAAAUUCUUUAGCUUUGAAACCUCAGCCUUUUAUGCCUAAAUCAGAUGCUUUGAUUGGUACAACCCUAGUAAGUCCUGAUACUCCAAGGCCCAAAAAAAGCUGUGUGCAGAUGCUUUUGAAUGGUUCAGCUUAUACCUAUCUGGGUCAUAAGGUGUCCACAAAGUCAUACUUCUGUUGUAUAUAUAGACAGCAGCCAAUGUAUGUCCCUCAGUCUACUGAUCCUAAGCUUUCUAUGUACUCAAAUUGGCAGAUAAAGCCAGCAGAGGAUAACCCAUUGGAGCUAACACCUUACCAGAGUUUGGGUUUGUAUGAGAGUCGAAAGUACAACCAUGCUUAUACUAUUGCCAAAGAGAAAGAACUGAAUUUAAUUCAGACACAUUCGUCAUACUGGACCUUUAAGGAGGAAAAAGAAAAAAAUAGGGAGAAGGAAAAAGCUGAUAGUAAAUUGAAAAUCGAAGAAAAGGAGGUAAAAGCUGGAACUUCUAUUGCAAAAGUUACAGAACACAAUCCUGCUACUGAAACCAGUGGACCAUCAAUUAAACGUGAGCCAGAUGACCAAAAUGAUGAUUCUUCUUGCAAAACGGACGAUGGAGAGGGGUUUGAUGGAUCUGCCAAACGCAUAAAGAUAUUUGAAGGAGGUUUCAAAAGCACUGAAGAAUAUACUUACGUGAGAGGCAGAGGCCGUGGUAGAUACGUGUGUGGUGCUUGUGGCAUUCGGUGUAAAAAACCAUCAAUGCUGAAGAAACAUAUCCGUACUCACACUGACCUCCGUCCUUAUGCCUGUACACAUUGCUCUUUUAGCUUCAAGACAAAGGGCAAUUUGACAAAACACCUUCGCUCAAAAGCCCAUUACAAACGUUGCGUAGAAAUGGGCGUGGUGCCUGUGCCAACAACUGUUGACGACAGUCACGUCAAUGAAGAAGCCCUUGCUCUGCAGGGAAAAAUGGAACAAGACAGGAUUGACGAUGAGGAUGAUGAUGAAGAUGAUGAUGAGGAUGAUGAUGAUGAUGUGGAUGAUGAUGAGGACGAUGAUGAUAUUAUGGAUGAAGAUCAGUUUGAAGAUGCUGAAGAUUUAAAAGAACUUGAGGAAUCAAAGCUUUACAAAGAAAAGGAGGCCUCGUCUGCCAAGGAAGCAAAUGAUCCAAGAAAGCCAAUAACUGCUGUUCCUGCUAUAUCCAGGGCAGGUGUCUUGGUUAUGCUUCCAAGUGUUAGUCGUUCUUUUGGCAGCUCUCAACAAACAUCAGGUGAAGGAAAAGGGACCAGUGGAGACACUGGUAUUGAUUCUUCAUCUCGUGAUUCUCCCAUAGAUCUUAGUGUCAAGAAAAUGAUAGUACCCUCUAACACAGUAGGGCAUGAUCAAGUCCUGUCUCUGAAAAAGCACUCAGUUCCUACAAGGCCAAAUUUUUUGCCUAUCAUGAGCAAAUCUUCCGUAGCUGACCUUAGGUCACCCGUUGGCAAAUUGGCAUCUCCCGGUACCCCUUCAACACCCAUUAGGGAACAUCCCUCCGAAAUUUUAUCUCCUGUCACAGAGUCAUCAACCCUUCUGAAGUCUAUUUACAAUACAACGUUGCGCAUUUCUAGUGUCUCUUCAGGGGAGAGACAGAGCAUUGUGCCAGAUCCAACAAAGGAGAAUGGUUGCAAUAGCUCGAUGUUACAAGCUUACUUAAAAGAGAGGGCAGUUCUGGACACGACGUUCAAAAGGCAGCAAUAUAAAAACUCAUCAUCUGAUACAUCCCCUGACUCUCCUCAGAGUAACUUGGUUCAGACUUCCACUGAAGUUGCAUCAUCAUCUGCAAAUCAUGAGCCUUCCGAACUGCCUAAAAAAUCGGAGGCUGAAGCAGAGAGUCUUGUCAAGAUGAGUGUUGAUGAAUGCAAAAAAAAUGGAAAGGAAGUUGCUAGUCAAGGCUCAGACAUUGAGCAAAAUCAGUCGUCCGCACCCUCAUCUAGUAGUUCUGGGGGUGUUAAUUCCAGUUCAUCGCAGGCCGUGACGUCCCGUAUGCCUACGCCUCCAGCUAACUUGACUGUUAUGAACAGUGUUGGCAUGGAUACAAAAACGGCUUUCUUAGUACCGAGUGGGGUUGUACCUUCUCUUAGCAGACUUGGAAAUGAUGAUGGCAAAUGUAAGUGCAGCAUAUGCCAUAAAGAAUUUAAUAAGCAGUCACAACUAAGCAUACACAUGAACAUUCAUUACAUGGAACGGCCUUACAGAUGUGAUUCUUGUUCUGUGUCAUUUAGAACAAAUGGCCACUUGCAGAAACAUAAACGGUCCCUAAGUCAUUUUAACAAGGUUAAUAUGAACAUGACCUUUGGGACACCAAGCACUGAUAAUCCCCGUCCCUUCAAGUGUCACGACUGUAAGAUAGCCUUCCGUAUUCAUGGUCACCUGGCUAAGCAUCUCCGCUCUAAAAUGCACAUCAUGAAGUUAGAGUGUCUUGGAAAACUGCCCUUUGGUACUUAUGCUGAGAUUGAGAGGUCUGGUGCCAAUCUCAAUGAAAUUGACACCACAGACUGUGAUAAUUCGUUGGAAAGUUUACAGUCUAUGGCGACACGUUUGUAUGAAAAGGAGCCGGGCAAGUUGGCAGCUUGGCAAACUUCUCAGGAGAGACUCCACCACCGAGUACGCACGGUCAGCAAUUCCUCCACAAACUCAGAUGACUAUCCACUUGGAGAUGAGCAGGAUGAUCCUCUGUCUGGAUGUGGAAAUGAUGAAGACACUGAGGGUGAUGAUGAUGAGGAGGUGCCAAUUGCUCAGGAGCCAGGAAGUGCAAAUAUACCUGUUAUGGGACCAUCAGCGAGUGAAUCAUACAGUCCACAGUCAAGUACGCUGCAGACCAUCGAAAUUGGUUCAGGUGCUACAGCUGGCCUCCUGGCAUGCUACCUCUGCCAUGAGAAGUUUCUUGAUUUGGAGCACCUUAGUGGUCACCUGUACAAUGUGCACAAGGUAUCCAUCACCUACCGCAACAGCUAACCCAACCUGUGGUGCAGCCUUUCACAUGUGGACUGUGUGAAGCAAAGUUUUCAAGCCACAGUCAGUUGAUCAUUCACAGUCAGCAGAAUUGCAUAGUGAAAUCCUCUUGACCACAUGCUUCAAGACUGGACUCUUAGUAAGUAGAAAAUGCAACCUAAAAAACAUAUACUAAACACUGCUGGAAAAGCAAAUCGCACACAGAGUAACUUGGUGCUAAUGAAGAGCUAUUGAAAGUAAGGGAAUACUUGAAGUGGAAAUGUGGAGAGAACCCAUGGUGUUCUUUGCAGAUAGAAGAAUGAAAAUUUCUUCAGCCAGUGAAAUUCAUGUAUGCAAAUUUGCCAAAUAGAUGGAAAACAAGAUAUAAAAAUCAUGGCCUUCUUUCCAGAUGUAAAAACUCUAAAAGGAGAUACAGGGUAAAGGGAAUUUGAAGCAGUUAGCUCUGAAGAGCUUUAUUCCACUCCGUUUUGAGUGAAUUUAUUUGAUAAUGAAAAAUCAACACCUUAAGAUUUCUCGUGCAAUUUCGAUAUUAUGACAAUUGCAUUCCUGUUAGUGUCAGUCCAUUAUAAGAAUUCAUUUGUGUUGAUGGCAACCGUAGAUUUUGAGCGGAUCAGAGAAUAUCGGUGGCAUUCAUUACUUCUGGAAAAGCACAGCAGUUAGUUAGUGAAUGGAACAUUUGAAGAGUUUUAAAAUUGAUAUUUAAUCAUCUGUAAGUUUAACCAUCAAAGGAUAUAUUUUUGAAUAAGGAUAUAUGAACAGACUUUUGUAACGAAAAUAAUGGUAUGAGAAUCAGUGAAAAUAUAAAUAAAAUGCAGUUCAUUUCACAGGACAACCUCAAACUGUGUCUUUGGGACACAGAGUGGGAAACUUUAUGUGGACGUUAUAAGGACAGCAGUUUUAGGUACAGUAUGUGAUAUUGUGGUUUUCUUACUGAACUGUGAAAAGUCACAAGAUACGUAAGAAAUCUUGAUAUUAGAACCACCGUAUUGCGAGAUUGGUGGGAAAGACGAGAACAUUCGAUUAAGUUUUGUGAUGCUCAAGAAUGUGUGGUUAUAAGAGUUUCUCAAGGCUCACGGGCAUGACCACACUAUAGGGUUAUGCUGUGUGUUGUGAGUUCCAAUGUACAGUACUUCCAGUCUACUGAGCUCCUGCAGCUACGAGUUACUUUCUUUUAUUUUUUUUUUGAAGGGUGGAUGAUACUGUAUGUAUUUUUAUUGUACAUUAUUUGUAAUGAAUUUGUAUAGACACUGUGCCAAUACUGUAUCACUCACCUUUUAUUUUUUUUUUUUUUGGUUUGAGAGGGAUGGAUAGAUUUCAUUUAUGUAGCUAAUAGGGUUGGUUGUCUGCCAUACUACUUUUGUGUGUGGGAACUGCUACUUGUUUACUGUAGAUAGAUUUUUAAACGUUUUGUGACAACUACAGUUCAACUGGGAGAGCUAGAUGUUCCAAUGGAUAUGCCAGAUUGUUUUUUCUUUGACAAGUCUGUAUUUCCAGCCAUGUGCAGUACAAUAAUUGUAUGGCAUUUUUUGAGAUCUUUAGGGUGAACCUUCCUCUUGUCUUGACAUUUUAAUGAAAAGACAGGAAUUUUAAGGAGAAAUAUGGUACUCAAAAAUUGUCAACAUGGAGUCUAUUUUGAUAACUUUUAAAUAUCACAUUUGCACUUUAUGUGCACAUAGUACAUCACUCAGAAAUGUAAUUCAUAGAUCCACUUCCUACUGAGUCUUCAUUGUGGCAGAACUUGAUCAUCGUCAUUUUAUUUUCCAGCAGUUCUACCAAUAUAAGUUCCAGUUUGGGUGGAAGCCUUUGUCACACUUAAAAUACCUUGUAGGUAGAAAACAGUUAGCUCAAGAAUAUACAAAUGCAGCAAAAACGUUUUGUAAUACAGUCACACAUGACCAAAGGUGAUUUAGGCUUCACCACAGCUGAACUUAGAGCACAAAUCAACUAGUUGACAAUCUUUUGUAUUGCUAUCUCAGGGGCAUGGAAUGCUCAUUUAACAUUUGGUAUGAGCUGUGAAAUGUAGGAAUAUAUACUGUACAUAGACUGUAUUUCAAGUCUGCCCUUUUGUUUAAAUUUUGGAAGUUUACAGAAAAUUGGGAAUUUUACUAAUGGUGCUAAUAUAAGAUUGCCAAAGAUAUGAGCAGAAAAUUUGUGAAAUAAGAAAUAAACAUCUGAUUUUAGCAUAUCCUAUAACUGAUUUCAAAAAUAGCAUUGUUAGAUAACAGCUUUUCACAAAAGUAUGAUGCAAAUAUGGUAAAGAAGUUACACGCUAUUAUUUUUGGUAAUAAUUGUUACAGUUACAGAUUUUUAUUUUAUAGUUUGAAAAGAUAUGUCAAGAAAUAUUUGCUUAUUGUGAGGUAAGCAGUUGUUGCAGUACAGAAGUUAAAAACUCUUGUAAAUGGAGGUUUCAAUAUUGACCUGCAUUUCAAAGCUCAGCCAGCUAAGAUGUUCACACUUCUGCAGUAUUUGCUCUCAAUCUUGGAAAGUUACAAUGAAAUGUUUGAUUUUGUAUUUUGGAGUAAACUUCAAUUGUAAUCUGCAAAUUUUGACUAUUGAAUGUCUUUGGGUAAGUCUGAAAAAUUGGGGAUACUGUUUUAACAACUUUUUACGAUGAGAAGUGUUGGGGGCAAACCUUUCUUUUUUUAAAUCACAGUUAUUUUUUUAAAUGAAAUUUAACAAAUGCAUAUCAGCAGCCUAGUUAUGUUUUAAAUUUUCCCUUAUUUAAAUAAAUCAUUGUUAAAAAUUGUCCAGUUAGGUUCUUGUUGACUGUUUUUAUGAGAACUGAGUUUGUAGAUUGCACUGUAGGAAAACUGUGCAUUAAUUUGAAAGUUUUAUUAUGUUUUCUGUAAAUUUCUGUAACUACCAUGUAUGUUCAACCUGGCUUAGAUGUUAUGUUAAACUUAAACUGCUGCUUUUUAUACAGAUAUAUAUUUUCAGUUAAAUUAAUUGUGGAAGGUUUGAAUUUAUGUAACCUUAAAUUACUGCUAAAUAUAUUUCUGUGAGUGAAAUUACAAAAGCCAUGGAAAGCAGUUAUUUCUGUGACUGUUAAUCAUUCCAGCAUCUUGAAAAAAAGAGAGACACUGGUCAUCCUUACUUCAGACAU
This is a messenger RNA of Macrobrachium nipponense, 9988 nucleotides long. RefSeq names its product transcription factor HIVEP3-like. The transcript is spliced from 10 exons. Gene Ontology annotation, molecular function: DNA-binding transcription factor activity, RNA polymerase II-specific; zinc ion binding; RNA polymerase II cis-regulatory region sequence-specific DNA binding. NCBI's taxonomy places the organism in Eukaryota, Metazoa, Arthropoda, Malacostraca, Decapoda, Palaemonidae. Bases 214 to 6888 code for a protein of 2224 amino acids. Gene Ontology annotation, biological process: regulation of transcription by RNA polymerase II. Gene Ontology annotation, cellular component: nucleus. The record is from RefSeq and is a predicted model, not a curated record.